Messenger RNA from Acanthaster planci (crown-of-thorns starfish), 5882 nucleotides. RefSeq lists its product as uncharacterized. Gene Ontology annotation, molecular function: RNA polymerase II cis-regulatory region sequence-specific DNA binding; DNA-binding transcription factor activity, RNA polymerase II-specific. Gene Ontology annotation, biological process: regulation of transcription by RNA polymerase II. The record is from RefSeq and is a predicted model, not a curated record. Gene Ontology annotation, cellular component: nucleus. NCBI's taxonomy places the organism in Eukaryota, Metazoa, Echinodermata, Asteroidea, Valvatida, Acanthasteridae.
AAAAUACGACCGGCAUUAAAAUGACAACUUCGGCGUUUUGUGUGAAUUCCUUGAUAAAUUCAGGGGAGAGUGGUGCCAUCCUGAAAUCCGGCCAGCAGUCAGACAUCCAUGGCUCGACUGGACUCGCUGCCACCAAAUGCCCGAGUGGCAGCGGCAGUUUUGCGCCCAAAUUUGCCGAUUCGCCGGCGCAGGCUGUCGCCAGUCACAACAUGCCGCCGACCGCGGGGCCCCCGUCCGCUACCAACAUGUACUCGCUAGCCACCGACCAAAGCUGCUAUACCAACCCAUGGCUUUACUCAUCAGGUGACAUGACCCACUACCCACCGAUGUCUGUUGCUGGGGUGAGUGAGGACUACGAAAACAGCCCCUCGUACCCCUAUGUCAGCUCCCAGAAGGGGUACGACACGGCCCUGGUCCCCUCCUCCGGGAGCUACUAUACCCUCAACCGACAAGCUUACGAACGGUACACAAACCACUCCACGAAUGUGUACCAUGCCUCUGCCCACAACGGUCACGGACUACCGGCUAGUUUUGCCGGCAGCUUCGCCGCAAAAUUCGUGGGCGGUGCGGCCGACUCGGACAGGCAGCGCUACGGCAACUUCGAGUCGUACGAUUCACCGAGCUUCGGUACCUCGGUGAAGGCAGGCCAACACGGGGCCGGGAAGACCCAGACGGCGUACACCGCGGCACCGGCCACGGGUAACACCAGUCCCCCACUUGGCAAGGAAUCUUCCAAGCAAACGACCACGAGUGGCGAGUCCAUCACCAAGAGUGAAGAUGACGACACGACGAAAACCGACAGCACACCGAACUGGCUGUCGGCGACUUCGGGCCGCAAGAAGCGCUGCCCCUACACCAAGUAUCAGACCCUGGAACUGGAGAAGGAGUUCCUCUUCAACAUGUACCUGACCCGGGACCGCCGGGUGGACAUUGCCAGGCUGCUGAAUCUGACCGAGAGGCAGGUCAAGAUCUGGUUCCAGAACCGACGCAUGAAAAUGAAGAAGAUGCACCGCGCCCAGGUCUUGAACUGCUGAUAGGUGGCGCCCUACACAACCCCCUGAGUAACUUUGGAUGGACACACACAAAAACUGAUGGCAUCGUCAGAUGCUAGACGGGGGAGAACAGCCUGGGGUGUGCGUGCGAGGGGAGAACAGCAGCGGUUUACGAGGGCGUCACGUACGUGGAGUUAUCUUUGGGAGAUUUUACGUUGGCCUACGUGAGGCUGUCUUUGGUCACGGAGUCACAGACACAGUGCUAGCUGUUUUGGGGAAUGACCCGUCAAUCCCUUGCAAAUUAUGGUAUUAUUGUCAGUGUGACUUUGCCUGCUUUGGCUGAGCCAUGGAGCGUGACUGAAAGGCUUUGCACAGCAUACUCACCGGGGUAUAAGUUUGUCGACAACAUGCACGCAUAAUCGUCUUAAUGUGUCGACCUGACGCCGUUGGGGCCGUGGCGGCGGCACUGAACCCCGAAUUCCACUUCGUUGAGGCGCUGUCCACCUCCUGCGAUCGCGAUGGAAUGCACAUUAUAUUCGUAUGGGUGAGUCUAGGCGCACCGCAUGGUAUGCAAGACAGACCGAGGGGAUGCUGACACUAUCCGAAUCCCGUUGCAUCCAUCCCGAGCAGUGCUGGCCGACGGAUAAAUGCCAUGGAACAGACAACGGCAGAUGCCUCCCCAAUAGCGUUCGCAGUAUUUAUCCACACCAAAGCACCCGUAUUGGUCCUGUCAUUUUAUGUAAAUAAACAAGUAAGAAUAAGUAACCUGUUGCUAUAAAUGAAGAGUAUAUAGAUGUCGUGACUCAUAUUUUGUAUUCUUAAAAUUACAGUAUGUAUAAAAUAGAAUACCAUUUAGGACAAAGACUCCGAGAUACAAAUGAAUUCAUCUGCCGAGAAAUUAUCGUGCUUCCCAGCACAAAUAAACUUGUUUUAAUAACAAAUUCAGGAUAGUACACCCGUUACAAUAAAGAAGAAAGUCGUGUUAAGUAGGAGAUGGAUGUAACUUCAAAGCGUGAAAAUUCCACAUUCAUCAGUAAAGUAUAAUUUCAAAGUGUUUUUACCAAAUAAUUAAAAGAUCAUAUUUUGCUGCUUAUUUAUACACAAGUCAUUGUGACAAAUACCAUUGUUUGGGCCGAAAUCCUUCCUCAGUGUGACAAGGAAAAACACACCUGUCGCUUCUACUACAUGUACAUGUAGUGUUUACGUUCUUAAUACAUGUAGAUUGCACUCAAUGUUACGAGUUGAAAUGUACAUAAAAACUUUUGGUCAACUUUAACACCACUUGAAAAUGAAUUCAGGUUACUGUAGCGAUGAUGAUGAUGUCAAUUGCCGUCAGGCUGGUUACAUUUAUUAUAUUUCUUCAUUGGUUUUGUUUAAACAGGCAGUCAAAUUUGAAUUCUCACGAGGGCGCUGUGUAAACGCGACUGAGUUGUCUAGAAUUUUGACUUCUUGUGUUGUUUGUAACGGUUUGAAGGUUCUGAUCGGUGGCUCGAGAAGAGCUGCGAUGAAUCCUGGAUAUUUACUUGACUCAUUCGCUUUUGUUGAUCUUGUUUUAUUCGGCAAAAAAUUCAUCGUAGCUUGUUUCUAUACAGCCCGAUGUGGUCAUGCCUACCGCCCUGCCCAAUGGCACUAGAAGCUGCUUUGGGUAUGGAGGACUAAAAAUAAUGUGGGUACCUUUUAUCUCCAUGUCCAGUGUACUUCCCAUUCUAAACACAACCACAAAACACGACCUAUCGCGCAUACAGAAAUUGUCAGUUGUGAAUUAGUCACAAGGAACGUAGAAUGCAUCUCCUUUUGGUUGGUAUCCCGCCUUGACUUGGACGGUUUGUACCAGGUAGCUCUAUGGAAUUCGCCCGUCCCCAGCGCCCUUACGAAGGGCCACCAAUGCAGGAUGGAUGACGUAGUUUUUCGCGAGCACUCAUUGGAUGAAGCAUCGAGGAAGGACAAUUUUAAACAUUUUUUUUCAGGCAGAGGUGACCGACUCGGAUUUGGCUGAAAUUUUUCCUGCAAAGGGUACUGGAGGUGUCUAUGAAAUCCUGAAAGUUUCAACUUCAGAGACAUCCUCCUUGAAAAGUUAGGCUCAUUGAUGAUUCGUAUGAUCAUUAACAAGUAUCAACACUUCCGCCUGCGCACUGCAUAAAUGUACGGACUAGGACAGCAAAUUAAGCACAGUUUUCCGCAAGUCAGUAACUGUGACAUAUUUCCACCAAAGGGCGGUAGGAACGAGUUAAAUCCCUUGGGUUGGGGUGGUCGGUAUGAGCGGAGGGACUUGACUACCUCAGCCGUGUGGGGAGAGGGCGCCAUACUUGCCACAUAUCUUUGAUUUCAGCCAUCGCUUCGGGGCUCCGUCAUCUCAGUGGGAAUUCACCACCUGCCUCUGGCAAUCAUGCGCCGAGUACACAAGCUAAUUCCGCAAUGGCCUAAAUCCGAAUGUGAAAUAUCGAGUACAAACUGUGGCUGACACAUUUACGACUUGGGGAAACUAUGUAAAUUACCCCGUGGCUCGGUCCCCGGGAUCAAGUCGCGGCGUCCGGCGCACCCGCCGCUGGCCGUGGGAGUUAUCAUAACCACACGGCCAACUCAGCUGAUUCCGUGUAUUAAUAAAAUGUUUCUUAUGCAUGUGGGACAAAUGAAUGCACCAAAUCAACAUCUGUUGUAGAUACAUAAGACCAGGGUAUCAAGACUUUGUUAGUCGAUGAGACAAAUGAAGGAGAUGGCUGCGAAGGUUUUAGCGCCAGCUUCAGAUUUGGGAACCCAAAUGGCUGUUCAUUCGUAAAGCAGGCUGCUUUUGUGUGCUAGUUGUCCAAUUUACACUGAGGCACUAUCUGUCAUUUCGGUUCCAAAAAAUGAGACACUCAUGUUGCAACUCUCUCUAAAAACCGCUUUGAGUUUUUAGAAUAGUAUGGCGCCACCUUGUGGUAAAGUCUCUUAAGAUGUAGGCGCCAUACACAAGUUUCGCAUGUCAUCCGAAAGGCAACUUUCAAAGAGAAAAAAGUGGAAAUUGAAGCUUUCGAAAAGGAAAAGACCACAAAACGAAGCUGUUACGUAGAAUAGCGCAAAACACACUUCCUACGACACGCUAGGGAAUCGCUCUCCCUUCAGCACCUGAUGUGGCCCUAGUUAAGCCCUGUUGAUGAAAACGAACUUGACAAGCAAUAUACUACGACUAGGCUACGAUAUUUCGGAAUGCUGUCUGGUUUCUGUCAGGGCCGUCUUUGUGGCAAACAUUGGCUUUUUUACCUGUGGUCCUGCGAUCUUUUCUUAACCCUCUGCUCCAGCUCUCUCGACGAACCGAAGCGGGGUUUUGAUUAUGGCCAGUAAUUCACAUUAUACAUGCAUAAAAUUAUGUGGCUAGCUCCCCGAAUCACACUACACAAAAUAUUUGUGAAUUUCACGUUGUAAUUUAUGGAGCUUACCGUCCAUCCAUUAGCGGCAUUUAUCAAGGUUUUGUGCUUGGUUACAUGCCAUUGGUGGAAACACUGAGACCUUUUGUCUGAGAUGGAAGAGAGACGAGUGGAAGGAAAUUAAAUGUGACGUGCCCAAUAACGCCAGAUUGCAAUUCAUUAAAGUGGGGUAAAUGUCAUUUCCUCUGGAUUGGGCGAGGGCUACCUUCUUCCAGACUUCUCGGUAGAAUAGAGGAAAUUCAGCGUCUUAAAGUUUGAAGUAUUCGAUUUCCUCCUACGCCUUCUCAUUCUCGGUCACGAAAACGAAAUCCACUGAUGCCACCUAAAUAGAAUAUUCAGCCUACUUUGGAACUGACUGUAUACAUGUGUACGUGUACGUGUAAAAACUAAGCUUUAUGCGCAGUUCUGGGACAGUCCUCUGCCAUCUCACUGUUUAGUUCCUAAAUACACUGGACAAAACUCUUGACGGCGACCAUUAAAUCGAAAAUCACAACCAUUCACAUUGGUGUGUUACGUACAAUCUUUAUCGUUUCUUUACAUCUAUAAAAAUUGUCACAACUGAUAUGUGUGUUUCUAUUUUGAGCUUCGUUUGACACAAUUUUUUCUUCAAAGAUACCUCCGUGUCCAAAGUGAACAUGUGACAAUAAUUAUUUUGGGACCAUUCUUUCAUUGAGAAUCUUGUUUUGGGUAAUAUUUGAAACCUGACUCGGCUCAUUCAUUGAGGCAAUGCACUGAAACAAAGCUAUGUAUCAAAGCUAUGUAUCGUAACAAACAACAGGGAACUGGUGUGGUCCUUAGGGGCGGUGUUCAGGGUCAACACAUGUAUAAACACAACACAUGUAUGUAGCAAUCGUCUGGCCUACAGAUGGUGGAAUUCUUUGUAUGUAGUGUGGAAAGAGUCAGAAAAAAAUGGUAACUAACAUGAUGAACAAAGUGGAGUUAAUGGUAUAAACAGUGGCAUUACUACAUCAGGGCACGUGCACCUCCAAGUUGAGGUCCUUGCGCCCCGCCCCCCCCGUUAACCCACUCCCAUCCGUCUAUACAAACCAUAGUUCAUCAGCUUUCGGUGCACCCUUGAAAGAAAAAUGGGUUCACUCGGGUACUCCUGAAAAUCCACCACUCCACUGACAACAUGGAAGUCUAAAGUCUCUUUAAUGUAAACGACACAUCUGCGAAAAAGGUGAUUGUAACUUCGAAAUCCAUAUCGCCCCAAACUUCAAGUUGUUGGCAAAAGUGGUUCAUGGAAAGACGAAACUCAGACGUUUAAUUGUAGUUAACAUUUUUGUGUAUGAAAUUUAUUUUAUUAGAUUUAGUUACUUUCGUUUGAUUUGUUCUUACGUUUUUUGCUUUCAAAUGCAGAUGUAGACUGUAAAUACAUGUAUAUUUAUAAGCAAAAUAUUGGAUGUCUUUGUAAGUGUAUAUGGGUUAAUGUCAAUAAACAUGUGGAAACGGUUUGUGAAUAGGAUUCAAUAGAAACAGAAAUUAA